AUGAGUCGCUAUCCGUGGGAGUCCUACGUCGCUCCCUCGAAGUUGUUCUUCUACAUUUGGUUCUGGGGUCUGCACAUUGCCUGCUUCAUACUUGGAUGGUUCUAUCAAGCGAGGAGCGCACCUUUAGCGCCACUAAAUGCGCUUUCUUAUUCAGUCUGGAUCUCGCGAGGUGCUGGCCUUGUACUGACCUUCGAUGGAACAUUGAUACUAUUGCCAAUGUGCAGAAAUAUCAUAAAGUUUCUACGACCUAAGCUCAGGUUUUUGCCUCUCGACGAGAACGUAUGGUUCCACCGCCAGGUGGCCUACUCGAUCCUGAUAUUCACCAUUCUACAUGUUUCAGCCCACUACGUCAACUUCUAUCAUGUCGAAAAGAAGCAGCUCCGUCCGGAGACAGCACUUCAAAUCCACUAUACCCAGGCAGGCGGAGUGACCGGACAUGUGAUGCUCUUUUGCAUGUUGCUAAUUUACACCACAUCCCACCAUAGAAUCCGGCAACAGUCAUUUGAGACGUUUUGGUACACACAUCACCUGUUCAUUCCGUUCCUCCUAGGUCUAUAUACCCACGCGACAGGCUGCUUUGUCCGGGAUAGCGCGGAACCGGUGUCGCCGUUUGCCGGAAAAGAAUUUUGGAGCCAUUGCAUUGGGUAUCACGGAUGGAGAUGGGAGCUCGGAGCAGGCGGUCUCUACCUGUGUGAGCGCUUAUGGCGCGAGAUUCGAGCUUUACGGGAGACCGAAAUCACAAAGGUCAUUCGUCACCCAUACGAUGCAAUGGAAAUUCAAUUCCGCAAGCCGAGCUUCAAGUAUAAAGCCGGGCAGUGGCUUUUUAUCCAGGUGCCCGAAGUAUCGAACACGCAAUGGCACCCUUUUACCAUCACAUCCUGCCCGUUCGAUGAUCAUGUCAGUAUUCACGUACGCCAAGUCGGUGAUUUUACGCGUGCUCUUGGUGAUGCCUUGGGUUGCGGUCCGGCGCAAGCGCGAGAUAUGGAAGGGCUUGAUCCCUUGGGCAUGUACGAAGUUGCCCUUCAAAACGGACAGCAAAUGCCGAAACUCCGAGUCGACGGACCGUAUGGAGCUCCUGCCGAAGACGUCUUCGAGAACGAAAUUGCUGUCCUGAUUGGAACCGGUAUCGGUGUUACUCCAUGGGCAUCCAUCCUUAAGAACAUCUGGCACAUGCGCGCCAGCCCGAAUCCUCCAAAACGUCUCCGUCGAGUUGAGUUCAUCUGGGUCUGCAAAGACACCACCUCUUUCGAGUGGUUCCAAGAGCUUCUUUCCUCCCUCGAAGCCCAAUCCUCAGCCGAUGCAGCCUUUGAAGGGUCAGCAGAGUUCCUGCGCAUCCACAUCUACCUCACACAGCGCCUAGACCAAGAUACCACCGCCAACAUCUAUCUGAAUUCCGUCGGCUGCGAACUCGACCCGCUUACAGAAUUGAAGAGCAGGACAAACUUUGGCCGACCAGACUUCAAACGAUUGUUUACUGCCAUGCGCCAGGGACUGCAGGACCAGUCCUACAUGUCCGGCUUGCACGGGCACACAAGCGGACACUCGACUACAGAAAUCGGUGUCUACUUUUGCGGACCUAAUGUGGCCGCGAGGCAGAUCAAAGCCGCAGCUUCGGCCUCCAGUACUAAGGACGUCAAGUUCAAGUUCUGGAAGGAGCACUUCUAA
This is a messenger RNA of Aspergillus calidoustus, 1665 nucleotides long. The record is from the annotation of a GenBank genome assembly. NCBI's taxonomy places the organism in Eukaryota, Fungi, Ascomycota, Eurotiomycetes, Eurotiales, Aspergillaceae.